Messenger RNA from Trypanosoma cruzi, 1020 nucleotides. RefSeq names its product 90 kDa surface protein, putative. Lineage: Eukaryota; Euglenozoa; Kinetoplastea; Trypanosomatida; Trypanosomatidae. The transcript has a single exon. The record is from RefSeq and is a predicted model, not a curated record. Bases 1 to 1020 code for a protein of 339 amino acids.
AUGCGCCGUGUGUUCCGUGUCGUGUUGGUGCUGGCACUGCUGUGCUGCUGCUCGUGCGUGUUUGCCGUGAAGGGAGGGAAGGAGCAAGAGCCGCAGGUGACGCAGGUGGAUGCGGAGUGUGCGGGUAAGGAUAAACUCGGGCGCUGGCAGCUCCCUGGGAAGUCAUUGUGGUACAACUGCACGGCUGCAGCUCGUGGUUUUGGGCAGAUGAUUUGCGGCAUGGGCGUCGGAAACUGUGCCUCCGAGGAUUUUAAGAAACGUAUAAAAGAUGGUGCGGAGCAUGGUGUCUUCACGAUCAACGUCUCCACGUUUACUCCAAGCGCCGUGAAGAGUUGGUGGGAGCGUAACGUGGAGCCGAAGGCGGUCACCGCUGCAAUUGUUCCGGCAAAACCUCCUGCAGCAGAACCUCCGAGCCCUCAAGAAGACAAGGAUUCUCGUGAAACAUCUUCUAGAACUGAUUCCGAUUCUUCUCCUGCUGUCGUUGAGAAUUCCACGGAUGUCCCUCCUUCUUCUCUACCUGCAACUCCAGGCGGCACAGGUGCUAACUCUGCUGCUGUCGCUGCGGCCACGACGGAUCCUUCUGCUGCGGCCUCGCAAGCGUCGGAAUCCGCUCCCUCUGGUGAUCCUCAAGGCCCUUCACAUUCUGCCUCUGCUGCCUCUCCCGCACCCGAAUCCCCACCAGAUCCGGAGCCCACAGAAGGCGGCGACCACUCCUCCCACGAACCUCCAGUGGAGCUGCAGGAAGAGACUGCUGCGCCACCGACUCAGUUGUCCCAGACCGGCGAGGACGGGAGUGCAGCGGGAGGCACCGAAGAGGACACCGCCGCCAACACCACCACCGACACUGCUUCUGGCGAAGGAAAUUCUGCGGCGGCAAGCAUGCCGGCUCCCCUUUCCUCUGCGCCCACAACGAACGCUCUGGAGAAAAGUGUGGGAACUGACGCCUGCUUCCAUGACACCCGUCUGCAUGCCCUGCCACCGCUUGUUCUGGCUGCGCUCACGUACGGGACACUGGGCUGA